AUGGGGGCUCAAAGUUCUAAACAAAUUUCAAGAAAAUUACCACAGAAUGUAGUUUCAAAUGUCAAAUCAAGUGCAACUGAAACACAUUCAUCCAAAAAAGUAUCUAAUGAACCGAUAACAAAUGACAAAGCUACAGGAGAUGGAAAAGAUACCCGUUUAUUAAAAAAUUUAAAUACAAUUGGAUAUGUUAACUUUCCAAAAGAAAAGACCACAUUUAAACAGUCGGAUGAAAUGUUAAAUAUUCUUAGAAACAGAAAAGCAUUUGAUGAAGAAAUCGGGGGAAAUAUACCAAAAAAUCGUAUAUUUGUCUAUGAGUUGAGGGAAAUGCUAGAACAAAGGAAAAAAGCUCCUAAUGAAUUUACAGCAGAAAAGUUAUCAACACAAUAUAAUCUAGAUGUACCAACCAUAGAAACCUUGUUUCAACACAUAAAUACAUUUACAUUAACUGGAGGAGUAAACUCAAGAGCGAAAGAAUGA
Funneliformis mosseae is the source of this 477-nucleotide messenger RNA. NCBI's taxonomy places the organism in Eukaryota, Fungi, Glomeromycota, Glomeromycetes, Glomerales, Glomeraceae. The record is from the annotation of a GenBank genome assembly.